AUGUUCUCUCUCUUUUAUGUUAUUUUUUUUAUUACUAGUAUUGUUAAUAUAUUUGGAUAUGAAUUAGAAAAAUGCAAAGAUGAAAAAAUUGAUAAUAGCUUGUUAGUACAUGUAGAAUGUCAAAAAAUUUCUCUUUCUGAUCUCAUCAAUCAUCCUAAAUUAAAUUAUGAAAAAACUACAAUAAUGACUGUAACAGUAACAUUAUCUGACAUCAAAGAAUUACCUCAAGAUAUAUUUAAAUAUCAUUCAAAUAUUCUUUCAUUAGAUUUCAAAGAAAAUAAUAUUGAAAAAAUUAAUGCUAAUGCAUUUCGAGGAUUAGAAAAUUCAGUAUCAUAUAUUGAUCUUUCUUUUAAUAAUUUAGAUGUAUUUCCAUAUUGGUCAUUUAUAUAUUUACGAAGACUUCAAUAUUUAUAUUUACGAAAUAAUAACAUUGAAUUAAUAAGUUCUAAUUCAUUCGACAGUAAUGAACUAAUAAAUUUACAUUAUUUACAUAUUGAUAAUAAUAGAAUUCCAGAAAUUUCAUCUAAUGUAUUCGCCAAAUUACCAUUAAAGAUUCUUACAUUAACAAACAAUAAAAUUACAAGGAUUGGUAUUCAAGCAUUUCCAUCAACACUUGAACAUUUAUCAUUGAAAAAUAAUUUUUUAUAUGAAGUUCCAUUUGAUUCAAUGAGUGACAAAAAUAUACUAUUGACAACAUUAGAUUUAGAUGGUAAUAAUAUUGAAAAAAUUAAUAAACAUGAUUCAAUUUUUUUUAAAAAAGAAAUAUCACUUUAUUUAAGUGAUAAUCACUUGAAAACACUACAAAGCAAUGCUUUUGGCUCAUUUCAUAAAUUUUUAAAACUUGACCUUAGCUAUAAUCAAAUAUCAGAUGUUAACAAUAAUGCUUUCAAUGGUAUAACCUCAAUUAAAUAUUUAGAUUUGUCAAAUAAUAAAAUUAUAUCAUUACCUCGUGGUGUUUUUGAAAACCUUGAAAAAAGUAUAAAAUGGUUUUCAUUGGAAUAUAACAAUUUACAUAUCAUACCAAGUUCCAUAAAUAUCUUACGUGUCCUUGAAUACCUCAAUCUUAGUAACAAUAAAUUAAAUAAUUUAAGUGAUAUUUUAGAAGGAAACUAUAAAAAUGUUCUAAAUGAGUUGUUAUUGUCAUCUAAUAGAAUAAUUGAACUACCAAUAUUAUUAUUAGAAGGGAUGGUAAAUUUGAAACAUUUAGAUUUAUCAAAAAAUAAUAUUAACAGUAUAAAUGGAAAAACAUUUACCAAUUCUAAAAGUAAUUUAAUUACAUUAAAUUUGUCUGGAAAUUUAAUUAAUAAUAUAAGUGAUCAUAAGACGUUUAAUUAUUUAACAAAUCUUGAAGAAUUAGAUUUAUCAUAUAAUGUUAUAGAAAAUAUUCAUGAAAGAACAUUUGAUGGUUUAGUUAAAAUAAAACAAUUAUUUUUUCAAGAGAAUAUGUUAACAGAAUUUUCAUUUUCAGCUUUAAAAGAUCUUAAAAAUUUAAGAAUAUUAAUUUUAGAUAAUAACAAAUUAAAAAAUUUAAAUUAUUUAUCACGUUAUUGUAAUUCAUUAGAAAUAUUUAGUGGAAAUGGUAAUAAUAUAAUUGAUCUUCAACCUGACAACAUUGAACCACUUGAUUUUCAAAAUCUAAAAACAUUUAAUUUAGCAAGAAAUAAAUUAACAAGAAUUAUGGGACAAACAUUUCGUGAACUACCAAAUCUUCAAGUAAUUAAUUUAGCAAAUAACAAAAUAGAAGAAAUCAAUAGUUUUGCAUUUAAUUUUUUACUAAAUCUUACUGAAAUAAAUUUAAGUGGAAACAAACUUAAAACAAUAUCUGAAAAUGCAUUUCAUAAUCUACCAAAAUUAGAAAAACUUAAUUUUUCUGGAAAUAAGAUAUCAAAAAUAUUUGAAAAAAGAAUUUUUAGGAGUGUCAAUAAUUUAGUAUCAUUAAAUCUAUCUCACAAUAAUUUAAAAAAAUUUAAUGCUAAAAUGGUUUCAUUUGAACCAAUUGGAUUAAAAAUACUUGAUUUGUCAUUUAAUAAACUUCAAAAAAUUGAUAUUGGUUAUAUGAAACAAUCAUUAAUAAAAAUAUUUUUAAAUAAUAAUAAUCUUUUGACAACUGAUGGGAGAACAUUUCAAGAUUUCCGAAAAUUAAAGUUCAUAGAUUUAAGUUUUAAUGAAAUUUUAGAUAUACCAAUGGAUAGUUUUUUCGGUUCAAAAUCAUUAGAACAUGUGAUGUUAAGUCAUAAUUCAAUAUCUAAACUUAAAGUAUCAACAUUCAUAGAUCAACAAUUGAGUACCUUAGAUGUUAGUUGGAAUAUGAUAAGCAAUAUAGAUGAAGGUGUAUUUAAAAAUAAUGGUGUUGAGUUUAUUGAUCUAUCACAUAAUCUUUUAACGGAAGUACCAACAAAACAAUUAAAUAAUAUCAAAGGAAGUUUGAAAUAUUUAAAUCUUCAAUACAAUAAAAUUGAAUAUCUUUCUAAGAUGGAUUUUAGUGAUUUUCAUAAUAUCACUCAUUUAUAUUUAAGCAAUAAUAAUAUAAAAUCAAUUGAUGAGAAUACAUUUAUGAGUCUUACAAAAUUAGAAGUACUUGACAUUAGUAAUAAUCCAAUUACAUCAUGGUCACCAAAUGCUUUAUCCCAUCUAAGUGUCAACUUAAUUACUCUUAGUUUAUCAAAUACUGGUUUAUUUUCACUUCCAAAAAUUAGUUCAAAAGUAAAACCUAAAUUUCUUAAUAUAUCAAACAAUAAUUUUGUUGAUUUAUCAAGUUUGUCUGAAAAUUUAUUAUCAAAUCAAGUUACCUUAGAUAUAUCUUAUAAUAAUUUACAGUUUAUAACAAAUGAAAUAUUUGUUAAGAUGCCUAAAUUAAAAAACUUAUUUUUAGAUGGAAAUUCAAUUGUUACAUUUCCAUAUAAUGUAUUUGCAACGUUAUCAAAUUUGGAAACAUUAUCAUUAUCACAUAUGAAAUAUUUAACAAUGAUACCAUCACCAAAAGAGUUUCAAAAGUUAAAAAAUUUAGUUAAUCUAUUUUUAUAUGAUUUACCAAAUGUAGAAAAUUUUAAUGUCUCUUCUCUUUUAUCACAUUGUCCACCUCUUAAAACAUUAAAAAUUGAGAUAAAAGAUGAUACAUUAACUGAUCAACUUUUAAUAUUAGAUACUAGAAAAUUGAAACAUUUGACAAUUACUGGAAAAUCAUUACAAACAAUAUCAACUGUUGUUUUUUCAAAAUUACGUGGAUAUAGAAUAUAUUUAGGUAUUGAAGAUACAUCCAUUACAUCUUUUCCAUAUUUUAUAUUUAAAACAUUAUCCAGUACAAGAUAUUUACAUUUAAACUUAAAAAAUAAUAAAAUUCAAAAUUUUGUUCCAUUUACAAUAACAAAACCGCCUAUUUUAAAUCAAUAUGGUACAAUUUUACAAGAUCUAGAGCUCCAAGGAAAUCCAUUAAUAUGCAAUUGUGACAAAGAUUGGAUAUUUAAUUGGUUAUCCUAUUUUGAUACCAGUAACGUAAAUUAUUCACAAAGAUCUAUGUUUUCUAAAACAUUAUGCUAUAAUUUAAAAACAAAUAAAUUAACAAGUAUUCUUGAUAUUCAAUCAUGCCGUAAAUAUUAUGAAUAUAAUAAUACUUCUUCAAAAAUAUUACAUAAAUUUGACUGUACAUCUUUUUUACUUUUAUAUUUAUAUUUUAAUAUUAUCCAUCUAUUUUAA
This is a messenger RNA of Strongyloides ratti, 3693 nucleotides long. Its product is annotated as Leucine-rich repeat and Leucine-rich repeat,typical subtype and Leucine rich repeat 4-containing protein. The record is from RefSeq and is a predicted model, not a curated record. The coding region runs from base 1 to 3693 and encodes 1230 amino acids. Gene Ontology annotation, molecular function: protein binding. Lineage: Eukaryota; Metazoa; Nematoda; Chromadorea; Rhabditida; Strongyloididae. The transcript has 3 exons.